UUAAUAAUUCAAAUACAUAAAAUCGUCCACAAUUUUACGGGCGAAGUCUUCUACAACCACCAAUUCUUCGUCUUCUCAGUCUCAGUCCUCCAUCAUUCUCAAAUUUUCCUCUCAAAUCGGAGGCUGAUUUCUCUUCCAAAUUCGGAAUCUCAACCUUGUGAAUAGUAAUUGGAGACUGAAUUCUCUUUCAAAUUCGGAAUCUCAAGCUUUGAAGAUCGUGAUCAGAAAUGGCUUCUGCCGGAACGUUACCGUCGCAUCUUUCUGGGUUGAAAGGAGGAAAUGUGAACUUGGGAUUUUCGAAGCGGUUGGAAUCAGUAAAAGUCUUUGAUUUGAGGAGCGUUAGGUCUCAUGGAAGAAAGGUCUUGGUCAUACGGAAUUCAAAUCCUGGUUCUGAUAUUGCGGAGCUUCAGCCUGCUUCGGAAGGGAGUUCUCUCCUGGUUCCUCGACAGAAGUACUGUGAAUCCAUAAACAAAACAGUCAGGAGGAAAACACGGACAGUGAUGGUUGGAAAUGUUGCCCUUGGUAGUGAGCAUCCCAUAAGGAUUCAAACAAUGACAACAACUGACACAAAGGAUGUUGCUGGAACAGUUGAACAGGUCAUGAGAAUAGCUGACAAGGGAGCAGAUAUUGUUCGGAUAACAGUUCAAGGGAAGAAAGAAGCAGAUGCAUGUUUUGAGAUCAAGAACACCCUUGUGCAGAAAAAUUAUAAUAUACCUCUGGUCGCAGAUAUCCACUUUGCUCCUUCUGUUGCAUUGAGAGUUGCUGAGUGCUUUGAUAAAAUUCGUGUGAACCCUGGAAAUUUUGCUGAUAGGCGGGCUCAAUUUGAAAAGCUAGAGUACACGGAGGAGGAUUAUCAAAAAGAACUUGAGCAUAUUGAGGAGGUUUUUACUCCGUUAGUUGAAAAAUGUAAGAAGUAUGGAAGAGCAAUGCGCAUUGGAACAAAUCAUGGGAGCCUUUCAGAUCGUAUAAUGAGCUACUUUGGUGAUUCUCCAAGGGGAAUGGUUGAAUCAGCGUUUGAGUUUGCAAGAAUUUGUCGAAAGUUGGACUACCAUAAUUUUGUCUUUUCCAUGAAAGCAAGCAAUCCAGUAGUUAUGGUUCAGGCAUAUCGUUUACUUGUAGCUGAAAUGUAUGUCCAAGGCUGGGAUUAUCCACUACAUCUUGGAGUUACUGAAGCCGGAGAGGGUGAGGACGGCCGAAUGAAAUCUGCUAUUGGCAUUGGGACCCUUCUUCAGGAUGGUUUGGGUGACACUAUUAGGGUUUCUCUUACAGAACCACCAGAGGAGGAGAUAGAUCCUUGCAGAAGGCUUGCAACCCUUGGUAUGAGAGCAGCUGAACUUCAGCAAGGGGUGGUGCCAUAUGAGGAAAAACACAGACACUAUUUUGAUUUUCAGCGUCGAUCUGGCCAGUUGCCCAUUCAAAAGGAGGGUGAGGAGGUGGAUUAUAGAGGUGUUUUGCACCGUGACGGCUCUGUUCUCAUGUCAGUUUCCUUGGAUCAAUUAAAGAUGCCAGAACUUCUGUACAAGUCUCUUGCAGCAAAACUUGUUGUUGGCAUGCCAUUUAAGGAUCUAGCGACGGUGGAUUCAAUCUUACUGAGAGAACUCCCUUCAGUUGAUGAUGCUGAUGCUCGUCUAGCCCUCAAAAGGCUGAUAGAUAUGAGUAUGGGCGUUAUAACACCUUUAUCAGAGCAACUUACAAAGCCCUUGCCUAAUGCCAUGGUUCUGGUGAAUCUCAAGGAAUUGUCCUCUGGUGCUCACAAACUUUUACCUGACGGCACACGCUUGGUUGUAUCGGUACGAGGUGAUGAAUCAUACGAUGAUCUGGAUAUCUUGAAAGAGAUUGAUGCAACAAUGCUUUUUCAUGAUUUACCAUAUUCAGAAGACAAGGUCAGCAGAGUGCAUGCUGCAAGGAGGUUAUUUGAGUAUUUAUCGGAGAAUGGUCUUACUUUCCCUGUGAUUCAUCACAUUCAGUUUCCAAACGGAGUUCACAGAGACGAUUUGGUAAUCGGUGCCGGUUCAAAUGCGGGAGCUCUUUUGGUGGACGGCCUUGGAGAUGGUGUCCUAUUAGAAGCCCCAGAUAAGGAUUUUGAUUUCAUAAGGAAUACAUCCUUCAAUUUGUUACAAGGUUGCAGAAUGAGGAACACAAAGACCGAGUAUGUUUCAUGCCCAUCUUGUGGAAGAACAUUGUUUGAUCUUCAAGAAAUAAGCGCAGAAAUAAGGGAAAAGACAUCACAUCUUCCUGGAGUUUCUAUUGCAAUUAUGGGUUGCAUUGUUAACGGUCCUGGGGAGAUGGCUGAUGCCGACUUUGGGUAUGUUGGGGGUUCCCCUGGAAAGAUCGAUCUUUAUGUCGGGAAGACCGUCCUGAAGCGUGGAAUCGCUAUGGAGAAUGCGACCGAGGCUCUAAUCCAGCUAAUAAAAGAUCAUGGUCGUUGGGUCGAACCUCCUACAGAAGAGUGAGAGAAACAUAGGCAAGGUAGUACUGGUUUGGUAGGUAGAAAAAAAGAAACAGUAGAGAUUUGGAUGAGGGGAGAAGACAGUUUUGAUUUGUGUUAUUAAGUCAAAUAUAAAAAGGGGGUAUGGAAAUUGGGCAAAUUCAUGUCCAAUCAUUGCUCAUUGCCAAAGUGAAAAACAGCUUCAUAAUUGGUAUGUAACUGACUCUCUUAACUUCCCUCACCAAUAAUUAUCACAGCUAUAAUUACAGUUAUCA
Messenger RNA from Benincasa hispida (wax gourd), 2703 nucleotides. It is a transcript of the gene HDS, whose product is annotated as 4-hydroxy-3-methylbut-2-enyl diphosphate synthase. Gene Ontology annotation, cellular component: chloroplast. Gene Ontology annotation, molecular function: iron ion binding; 4-hydroxy-3-methylbut-2-en-1-yl diphosphate synthase activity (ferredoxin). Gene Ontology annotation, biological process: terpenoid biosynthetic process; isopentenyl diphosphate biosynthetic process, methylerythritol phosphate pathway. Lineage: Eukaryota; Viridiplantae; Streptophyta; Magnoliopsida; Cucurbitales; Cucurbitaceae. The record is from RefSeq and is a predicted model, not a curated record.